GUUAGCACAAGCCAAAAAAAUACAAUUUUGAGAGCAGUUUCAAAUACCCAGUUGGAAUCAAAUUCUUGGGAAUUUGUUCUUUCUUAAAAAAAAAAAAAAAACCAUUCUCUUUGCACUAUUAUGGCUAAUAUUGUUGUGGUUUUUGACUUUGACAAAACCAUAGUUGAAUGUGACAGUGAUAACUGGGUUGUUGAUGAAUUGGGUUUCACUGAUUUGUUCAAUGAACUUGUUCCCACCAUGCCAUGGAACAAUCUCAUGGAUAGGAUGAUGAUGGAGCUUAAUUCUAAUGGAAAAACCAUUGAAGACAUUGUGCAAGUUUUGAAGAGGAUUCCUAUACACCCUAGAAUAAUCCCUUCCAUUAAAGCAGCCUAUACUUUAGGGUGUGAUUUGAGGAUUGUAAGUGAUGCAAACACGUUUUUCAUUGAGACAAUUCUGAAGCAUUUUGGUAUUAGGGAAUGUUUCUCAGAGAUUAACACUAAUCCAGGUUAUGUUGAUGAAGGAAGGUUGAGAAUUUUGCCUUACCAUGAUCUCAAUAAGCCUCCUCACAAAUGUAAUCUGUGUCCUCCAAACAUGUGCAAGGGUCUAAUCAUAAAUAGAAUCCAAGAGUCUAUAUCAUGUGAAGAGAAUAAAAGGUUUAUCUAUCUUGGGGAUGGUAGUGGAGAUUAUUGUCCAAGCUUGAGGCUUAAAGAAAAAGACUUUGUGAUGCCAAGGAAGAAUUUUCCUGUGUGGGAUUUAAUUUGCAAAGAUCCUUCACUUGUUAAAGCUAAAAUUUAUGAAUGGAGUGAUGGUGAAGAUCAAGAAAGGGUUUUGCAUCAAUUAAUCAACAAAAUAUCAAUGGAAGAAACUGCUGAAUUCAUUUCAACUGAAUUCAAGCUUCAGACUCCAUCUUUCUCUACUCAUGAAGCUAUGCCUAAAGCUCUACGUGUUCUGCAUUAAUAAGCUAGUUUAAUUUAAUGUAUUUACAAUAAAUCAGUAUUUUUAUUUUAUUAUUACUUGCUUUACUUUCAAAUUGACCUUUCCUAUAAUUUGGAGGUGGUCUAUGACAAAUUUUACUUUAUAAAGAACUUAAUGUAUAUUGUGUGUGGACAUAUCCAUGUUUAAAAUAAAAACGGUAAUAUAAAAAAAAUCGACUUCAAUGUGA
Molecule: messenger RNA, 1141 nt
Organism: Medicago truncatula (barrel medic)
Lineage: Eukaryota; Viridiplantae; Streptophyta; Magnoliopsida; Fabales; Fabaceae
Product: inorganic pyrophosphatase 1
Exons: 4
Coding region: 121-936 (271 amino acids)
Molecular function (GO): phosphatase activity
Source: RefSeq, a predicted model, not a curated record